AUGGGAUUGCAUUUGCAUUUGCAUUUGCUGCGAGCCCAAUUACUUGUGUCAAUUCUGCUUAUUUUUGUUUCAAGAUCAGUUUCUACUCAAUCAAAUUUCCAAAUAGCAAAGCCCAACUGUACGGAUCAUUGUGGAAAUGUAAGUAUUCCCUUCCCUUUCGGCAGGAGUGAAGGCUGUUACUUUAACGAAUCAUUCUUAGUCACUUGUAAUGACACCCACUAUAAUCCUCCCGAACCAUUCAUUGGAGACUCGAGCAUAAAUAUCACAAGCAUAUCCCUGGAGGGCCAAUUGCGUGUCUUGCAAUUCAUAGCAAAAGACUGUUAUUCUCGGAAUGGCACCAGUGUGUUAAAUAUUGAACCCUCGAUAACAGUGCCCAGUGGAUUCAUGGUCAAUCCUACUGCCAAUAAGUUCAUUGUCGUUGGUUGUGAUACUUACGCUUUUGCAUCUGGGUACCGGGAGAACCGGAAUUACUCGACAGGGUGUAUUUCCCUGUGUCAAAACGAGGAUGAUCUGGUCGAUGGCUCAUGUACUGGUGUAGGCUGUUGCCAGAUGCUUAUCUCGAAACAGUUGCGGGGAGUUCAGGUGACAUUGAAUAGCUUUGAUAAUUUCACUCGUGUGUCGGACUUCGAUAAUUGCAGCUAUGGUUUUGUAGCUGAGGAAAGUGCGUUCACUUUCUCCGCAAGUAGUCUUUCCAACCUGAAGAAUGUGGAAAUGCUUCCAAUGGUGAUUGACUGGGCAGUUGGAGAAGGAACUUGUGAGGAGGCUCGAAAUAACAUUUCUAGUUAUGCAUGUAAAAGUGAGAAGUCCAAGUGUUAUGAACCCGAUAAUGGUUAUGGGUAUCGUUGUCGUUGCCAGGAAGGUUAUGAAGGAAAUCCAUACCUCGAUGAUGGCUGUAAAGACAUUGAUGAAUGUAAGCAUCAAAGUCUCAAUAAAUGUAAAAAGAAAUGUGAGAACACACCAGGGGGGUAUAAGUGUGUUUGCCCGAAAGGCUACCAUGGAGAUGGUAAAAAAGAUGGACGAGGUUGCAUUCGUGGUCAAUCACUAAUAUUCAAACUUGUUCCAGGUUAG
Fraxinus pennsylvanica is the source of this 1068-nucleotide messenger RNA. Lineage: Eukaryota; Viridiplantae; Streptophyta; Magnoliopsida; Lamiales; Oleaceae. The record is from the annotation of a GenBank genome assembly.